CACGUGCGCAGUCGCCUUGCCCUGCCUCGAGUCGGUCAGUGAAUGUGAGCUUGCCAGGCAGCUUUAGCAGCGGUUCUAUCUGGAUCCUCCACACAAGCUGUAACAGUUAGUCUACUAUUAAUUACAGAAACCUUUUUCUUCUUUUGGAAGACAUUUUUCAUCAUGGGCGACAAGAAAAGCCCAAGCAGGCCAAAAAGACAAGCCAAACCCACGGCAGACGACGGCUUUUGGGAUUGUAGUGUCUGCACCUUCAGAAACAGUGCCGAAGCCUUCAAAUGCAGCAUCUGUGAUGUGCGGAAGGGCACAUCGACAAGGAAGCCCAGGAUAAACUCGCAGCUGGUGGCCCAGCAGGUGGCGCAGCAGUACGCCACCCCCCCGCCCCUCAAAAAGGAAAAGAAGGAGAAGGCCGAGAGACCGGAGAAGGAGCGCACGGACGGAGAGAGGCCCGACCCGGCCCGUCCCGAGGGAGAGGGGGUGCAGCCCGACAAGGACAGGCCCGAAAAGGAGAAACCGGACAAAGAGAAAGACAUCAGCCACCCAGUCGCCAAAAAACCCAGCAGCAAAAAGACCAAACCCAAGUCAGAUUUUCAUCAGAGUCCACCCGGCAGCAUUCAGUCAGCAAAUUCAACAAUCAAGACCAACAACUCCCACAUUUCGAGACCCAAGCUGAAGAACAUCGACCGGAGCACCGCGCAGCAGCUGGCCAUAACCGUGGGCAACGUGACGGUCAUCAUCACAGACUUUAAGGAGAAGACGCGCACCUCGUCCACGUCCUCGUCCACCGUCACGUCCAGCACGGGCUCGGAACAGCAGCACCAGAGCUCGGGCUCGGAGAGCAUGGACAAGGGCUCGUCCCGCGCCUCCACCCCCAAAGGAGACCUCUCCCUGGGGCACGACGAGUCCUUCUGAGCCCCGGACGCUCGGCCCACACGCUGGGAUCCCCCAGGGAAGGGGUUGAGUGGCUCCGCCCCGUCCCACGCCCCACCCCCUCCUCCUCCUCCUCCUCCUCCUGACCCCGCCCCUCGUCCCCGCCCCUUCCCCGGCCUCGUCCCUGGAUUUGGAGGAUGCAGACAGAACACGGCUGCGCUCACGCCUCACCCACACAUCUGUCCUCACGGGACCUGCGCUCACGGGUGCGAGCAUGACGCUGGCAGGACAGCGGGGGCCUGUGGGAAUGGCGCCCCCUGGUGACACCAUGACACUUGUAUGUAUUCCAUUGUUUUAUAUGUGUAAGUGGAUGUGCGGCCUAAUCAAUUUUUUUUAUUUUGUAAAAUAUGCUGUGCAGUUUUCCACCUGCUUUUUAACAAUUCUGGCCCAUUUUCAUCCUUAUUUAUUGCUUGUUGCACCUGUACACAUUUAAAUAUUUCUUUUUGUCUUUCGUUUUAUUUCGUUCGGCUUCAUUCAACUUUUACUAAAUAGCCAGGCUUUCCUUCUUUCCUGUUGUUGUUAAAAAGUUGAAGCGGCAGAAAUCUCAAACACUGGUGCUAGAUGGGGCUAUACUGUGAAUGGGCUUCAGCUCCGGGGUGGCUGUCCACUGAGAGGGACGGAGCGCUGAGAGACCCCUCUGUCCCGCGCGGUCUGCCGGGGCAGAGCGGCCGGGCGCCACGGCCCCGCUCGCGGCGUUCACAGGGGGGUGGGUUGGACUUUAAUUUGCCGCGGAGACGGUCCGCUAACGCUGCGCUAGCCUCGUUUGCAGGCGUCAGCCUGGCGACGCGCAGGAAAGAGAACACUAAUGUCCGCGGCGGGUUCCCUCGGGUCCGCGGCCACGGGCCGCUUCACGAUCGGUGCUACAUGGGUCCUUUCAGAACAGAGGGAAAGGGAUAUCACAACGUUCGGUUCCGAACGCUAGAACAAAACCAACGGACCCGGUCCAAUUCUGAGGUGACCUGGGAGCCAAACUGCAGCCCUCGCUGCAUUGGAUUCAGUUCUUUAUUUUACCUUUAAACCGUUGGAAUUCUCUCUCCCAACUUAAAGAGUCAGUUUGCCCCUGAAGCGCGAUGGCCGAUGUACAGAUGUUUCUUUUGUGUUCUAACAGUGCUAAUGCAGCCGGACAUUUAAUGAAGAAUACUUUCAACCUGUGAUGGACAAAUGUAUUGAGACUCCAAUAUCUUAGUGAAGGUAACUAAAACGUAAUGAUUAUAACCUUAGUAACAGUACUAACGAUGAAGCGUUCUUCUCAGUGCCCAGUGCUCAGAUCGCAAACCUUGGACUGAUUUAACCAAAUAAAAACGGCUUUUUGUUCCCUAAAAUUUUAUUUUUUAUCUCCUCACUAUCUACCUUUGUCGGAAAUGGCAAGUUCUCUACAGUUCAGUUUCCUGUUAAAGUAGAGUAAGAUCAACACAUUUUGUUUUGAAUUGUACUAAACCUGUAUAAAGAAUAAAAAAUGUUUAUACAAUAUCUUAGUUUUAUUUAUUGAAGGACCAAAGGAAUUUGAUAUUGAUGAUAUGCUACAUAGACUAAUAACAAUUUUAAAAUGUUAUUAUAAAAUGUGUGAUAUAAAAUACAUUUUAAAUAAAGUCUAAUAUAAUCCAUUUAAAUGGUGUAAUUCUUGUCCACUUUAUAUAAAGAAUGCAUUCGGUUGUUUUUGUGUGUAAAGCGUACCUGGAUAUGAGAGGACCGCUCCAUGCUCGGUGUAGUCUGUGUGUGGGACGCUGGCCCAUUCUCUCAGUAGUGUGUGCGUGUGUAAUGGAGCUGCAGCUGUAGAGUGAGCUGUGAGGCGGAGCUGACCUGCGCUCAGUGACCUCAGCCCUGGGGCUCCUAUAGCCCUGUGUGUGUCAGUACAGCUGAGGAGCGCCCACACACACACACACACACACACACACACACACACACACACACGCUCACGUGCACACACACUCUCACGUGCUCACACACACACAUUCUCACAUGCACGCACACACACGCACAACCUCACGUGCACACACACUCUCACGUGCUCACACACAGACGUACACACACACCUUAUGCGUACACACACUCACAUUCACACACACGCACACACACACGCGUUCACACAGUCACGCGCACACACGCGUUCACACACACGCACGCACACACACGCACAAGCUCACGUGCACACACACAGACGUACACACACACCUUAUGCGUACACACACUCACAUUCACACACACGCACACACGCGUUCACACAGUCACGCGCACACACGCGUUCACACACACCCGCACACAUGUGCACACUUCCACACACGUACACUUCGGCCUUUUUCCUGUUGGCUUAACUGGUAAAAUAAAUAAAAAUAACGAAAUAAAAUAAUUGUUAAAAGUAUGCAAUCAGGCACUGUUAAUGAUCCAAAUCCAAAUCAUCAAUAAAUCUGGGCAGUCUCUUGCGCUGAGGGAACUGAAAUGAUGGACUGUGUUCUUCCUUUUCUUUUAUAUUUGUUUAGUUUUUCUGAGGUGAUAAAAAAUAAGAUGAACUUCCUCAGAUCGGAGGUUGGGACAGAAUCCCGUUUGCUUUCUGAAAUUCUGUGAACAGUUUUUAAAAACCUGGCACCGAUGGCAACUACACUACAGGGACACUUGAAAUGUAAUCGAGCGCAUAGCACACGGAACAUGCGCAGGGGGUGGCUGUUGACUAAAGCAUAUUAGCAAAGGCCGUUCCACCAUUUUUCAGUUGUGAAAUGAUCCAUGGCUUUGUAUAAAAUACUUAAAGCGGACAGCGCUGAUGUAUCUGAGAACCAGGAGUUAAAACGUUUUUUUUAUUUGUUGUUAAUGUACUAUUUAAACUGCAUUAAGCGACUUGUAUCAAAGUGACAGAAGAUUUAGGAUGUCUGCAUUACAUGUGAUUAGAGAAUCUUUUUUCUUUUCUUUUCGUUUAACAUGUUAUGUGAACAGAAUAAGUGCGACAUCCUGUUGAACUGCGGAUGAAAUAUCCUGUAUGGGACUAAUCAAAUACAGUGGGGCAGUGUUGAUUGAAAAAAAAAAAAAAACAUGUGAAUAUAAGAAUAUUAUUCCCAAUGGACAUGCUUGACAAUGUAUUGCAAUACAUUAAAUUCAUAUAAUUCAUAUAGCCAUCUUUUUCACUUGCCUUACCCAGUUCCAUGCAUAUUGAGUCAACUUUUGUAAAACUUAUCAAUUGUAUCUUAAAUUAUUGAAAAUUGAAUAUUUGCUGAAUAUAUGAACUUUGCUUGUAUGUAACUUGAAAUGGCACAAGAGCCAACAUUAUGAGAAUGACAAUGGAGCUGAACAGGUUUUAACACGCAAGCAGUUCUGUUCUUGUGUAUGACCAGUAACCUUAAUUUACUGUGUAAAGAUGGUUACAUUUUUUUCUUUAGCUUUGUUUGUCAGAGACCCAAAUAUAGAAUGCUUGUUCAAUUAUGGUCUAACAAUCUUGUGAAUUUUUAAUGUUAUUGUAUUAUACAAGCUCUGUUUUUAUUUUCUCUAAUACGAUGUCUUGUACAAUGCUUUUGAAGUUUUUGCUCUGUAAAAUUAUGUAGGGUCUGUUAGUACAUGAAAAGUAUAAAUAUAAAUAUAUAUUUUAUUUUAUCCCGUUUUUCUUUUUUCCCCAUUGGUCCUUUUUCCCCACUUUGCCGAAGUGUCAUUGGUGAUUUUGUGGAAUGGUCAGGUUCAUUUCCUUGUGCUCUAUGUAUUUGGGGAAUUUUAAAUGGUCACCGCUCCUUGUCUCGCUAUAUACAAUACAAUGUUGAUAUAUACAUGUUACCUGGCAUGUGCACGACUUUGUUGUUAGAGGCCACUUUAUCAUUUCUUCUGCUUCAAAUAGAAAUGUCUAUUUAUGAAUUAUGCUUGUAGUUUUUCACAAAUAAAAUGGUUACAUUUAUUUAA
Molecule: messenger RNA, 4800 nt
Organism: Anguilla rostrata (American eel)
Lineage: Eukaryota; Metazoa; Chordata; Actinopteri; Anguilliformes; Anguillidae
Gene: rybpb
Product: RING1 and YY1 binding protein b
Exons: 5
Coding region: 163-909 (248 amino acids)
Biological process (GO): positive regulation of DNA-templated transcription
Cellular component (GO): nucleus
Molecular function (GO): DNA binding; transcription coregulator activity
Source: RefSeq, a predicted model, not a curated record